Nymphaea colorata (pocket water lily) is the source of this 1602-nucleotide messenger RNA. RefSeq lists its product as uncharacterized. The record is from RefSeq and is a predicted model, not a curated record. Gene Ontology annotation, molecular function: protein-folding chaperone binding. Lineage: Eukaryota; Viridiplantae; Streptophyta; Magnoliopsida; Nymphaeales; Nymphaeaceae. The coding region runs from base 240 to 1271 and encodes 343 amino acids. The transcript is spliced from 3 exons. Gene Ontology annotation, cellular component: cytosol.
CUCUUUCCCGUUUAAUCUUUCUCCACCCCUUUCUUGGACAUCUUGACAGAUCCUCGAAGUCUCUGCUUCUUUGUCAUCUCCCUCUCUUUCUUUCUCUCACAUUUAUCCUCCCUCCUUCACAGCUAUCGUCUAUUAUUAUCAUCGUCGUCGUCGGUUCAUAACACAGAGGCAGGGAAGGUCAAUCAUUUGAAGGAGAAGCUUACAAGAAGCGGCGGCGACAUUCAGGAGGAAGCAAAGGCAUGGGUGUCGACUACUAUAAGAUUCUUCAGGUGGACAGGGGAGCGAAAGACGAUGAUCUCAAGAAGGCUUACAGGAAAUUGGCCAUGAAGUGGCACCCCGACAAGAACCCAAACAACAAGAAGGAAGCAGAAGCCAAAUUCAAGCAAAUCUCGGAGGCCUACGACGUGCUAAGUGAUCCCCAGAAGCGUGCGAUCUAUGAUCAGUACGGGGAGGAAGGGUUGAAGGGGCAGGUGCCGCCGCCGGGAUCAGGUGGUUCCACUUUCUUCUCCACUGGAGACGCCGGAGGUCCCAACGUCUUCAGGUUCAACCCGCGGAAUGCCGAUGACAUCUUCGCCGAAUUUUUCGGGUUUUCGACCCCGUUUGGCGGCAUGGGUGGUGGCCCGCGAGGAGCUUCGAGGUUUGGCGGGAGUAUGUUCGGCGAUGAUUUCUUCGGAUCGUUCGGUGAGGCCUCGAUGCAUCAGCAUCAGCAUCAGCAGCAGCCGCGGAAGUCUGCUCCUGUUGUGAAUAAUCUGCCCUGUAGCCUGGAGGAUCUCUAUAAAGGCACCACCAAGAAGAUGAAGAUCUCGAGGGAAAUCGCAGAUGCUAGUGGGAAAACUCUUCCAGUUGAGGAAAUAUUGGUAAUAGAAGUGAAGCCAGGAUGGAAAAAGGGAACCAAGAUCACAUUUCCGGAGAAAGGCAAUGAGCAACCUAAUGUCAUUCCUGCGGACCUUGUUUUCAUCAUUGACGAAAAGCCACACAACGUGUACACAAGGGAGGGCAAUGACUUGGUCACCACGCAGAAGGUUUCUCUGGUAGAAGCUCUAACCGGUUUCACGGUCCACUUGACGACACUUGAUGGAAGGAGCUUAUCCAUCCCAAUCACCAGCAUCAUACAUCCUGACUAUGAAGAGGUGGUCCCUAAAGAGGGAAUGCCCGAGCCCAAGGAUCCGUCCAGAAGAGGUAAUCUAAGGAUCAAGUUCAACAUAAAGUUCCCCCCAAGAUUAACAGGCGAACAGAAGGCAGGCCUGAAGAGGCUGCUGGCAGCUCCAUAAGUUAAAAAGAAAAGAUUGAAUGAAAGAAGAAGAAAUGGAGCCGUUGCCUUUCCAUGUAACUCUAUGGUUGCAUUGCAUGUACUUGGAAUAGAGGGUCGAUUUUGUAUGUUUAAGUAGCUUAUUUUAGAACGUCAAGUUGUAUGUAAUAUCCGUGUUGCAACCGGGGUGUUUGCUGAACGUUGUGAUUAAUUUUUUCCUGCAAGCUCUUUCUAUCGCUCAUCCUCUCUCUCCGCUUUUGGGUGGGAGAAAUUUAGCCUUGCAGGUGGGUUCUGCAUACCUGAAUCUAAGAUACAUUGCAGUCUUUAUAACAAAGUUUCGGCUUGUUAGAAUU